This is a messenger RNA of Cornus florida, 381 nucleotides long. RefSeq names its product eugenol synthase 1-like. Lineage: Eukaryota; Viridiplantae; Streptophyta; Magnoliopsida; Cornales; Cornaceae. The coding region runs from base 1 to 381 and encodes 126 amino acids. The record is from RefSeq and is a predicted model, not a curated record. The transcript has 3 exons.
AUGGGGAGUGAGGUGAGCUCUAACAUACUUAUCUUUGGUGGGACUGGCUACAUUGGUAGUUACAUGGUGAAGGCAAGCAUCUACAAUGGCCAUCCAACUUAUGUCUAUUCUAGGCCUGACUGCCUCAAGACCGACUUGCUUCAAGAGUUCCAGUCCAUGGGCGUUAAACUAAUCAAAGGAGCUUUACCUCAUCCAGGAAACGUACCAGUGGCUAUCCUUCACAGCAUAUUUGUAAAGGGUGUUCUAAUUAGUUAUAAACUAGCAGAGGAUGACUUAGAGGCUUCAAGGCUCUACCCGGAUUUGAAAUACACUACAAUUGAACAGCUCCUUGAUAUUUUUCUCCAUAAUCCCCCAAAGCCUGCUUCUGCAGCAUUUGAAUGA